GUCAUAGAAGUGUGUUUAGUGGAUGUGUGAAUACUUCCGCCCAGUUUAAGUCAUGGCCACAGUAACAUUCUUAGAUAGAAUUGUCAAGGAGUUGCAUGAUAGGGAUGAUGAGGUGCUCUUUGAGAUCUUAGAACCAUCCGCGAGAGGAGUUUGUCUGUAGUCUUUAAGUGUCAUCUGGUCUUGAAGGAAGACAGUCGGCACACCUUGUGAGAGUAGUAUGGCAUCAUCAGUGAUCAGUGACAGUGAACCCUCACAUAAAAAGGCAGCACAAUACCACGAUGAAGGAACGGCCAUAGAGGACGAUGCAACAGGUGUAUGCAACACGUAUGCAACAAUCCUGUCUCGAUUUUGGUAUGUGAUUUGCAUUAUCAUAUUCGCUAUGAUAGCUGCAUACAGCACCAUGGCGUUCACACUGUAUGACAUACCAGAUUUCCUGGACCCCGUGAAGGGUUUUGAGGCUCGAGGUACAGUCAUCUCAGCCCGUCUGAAGAGCAUAAGUAACACGCUCUUCCAUUCGGAUUACUACUUAACUCCGCAAGUUACUGUACCGAGUAGUGAUGACAAUGGGGCAUCGUUGAGUAACGCCCUCGCCUGCAAUCGAGCCGAUGACCCGCUGACGAUUACCGACAACUCCAUAUCGGGAAUCCAUUUUGGCACUUCUUUGUGGGACUGGAAUGAACAAUUUCCCAAAAUCGUUUUCGAGGGAGUGGAUGGUGUCGAUAUUCUAUCAAUGGAAGGUAUCAGAUCAGUUUGCUCUGCAGAAAGAGACUUUGUCACAUCUCACCCUAACUACAACUCCAGCUGCCUCUGUCACCAAGAAGGACAUUGCUUAAGUACAUGGUCCAUCGGGAACUAUGUUGCACUGCUAUCUAAUAAGACAUCAUGUCAUGACAUCAAUGACAACGACGUCACCGUCUUGGUGUCGCUGUUGAGACAAUGUGCGCCUUUCUUCCACGGACGCAUUCGUUCAGAGUUGCAAGACGCAAGCGUCCCUGCUGAAUGUGCACAGCACGACUACGCGAUCCACUCUAUACUCUUCUUCCUGCUACCGUGGGAGUUCAGCGAGACGAUCGUCGCUAAUGGUACCGUCCAGAAAGCCGAAGUGACGGUCGUGUUUUUCCCCAUCAGCGUCUCAGAAGAUACCGCUCUGACGACUAUUUACUGGGAUAACCUCCAUCGAUGCACCUGCUCCGAUGGUAUAACACAGAUGAAAGCAGUCGAAUUCUCUCUCAAGAAUCCCUUAUUUGCAACCCUUCUGUUUGCUGAUUCGCUGUAUCUUGGUAUUGGUAGUGCAGUGAUAUUCGUUCUCAUUUGGCUCUACACUGGAACUUUCAUAGUCACCUUAGCAGCGAUUCUCAACAUGGUGUUUUCAUUUCUAAUGGCUUACUAUUUCUACACUGUAGUUUUCGCCAUGCCGUUUUUCCCCUUCAGUAAUGUAUUGACCGCGAUCCUUAUCAUAGGGAUAGGGGCAGAUGACGCUUUUGUCUUCAUUGACCUUUGGAAGAAAUGUCAACUGGAAAUGAAGGGGCAAGAUCUUAUCUUUGUAACCCGGGAGACACUUCGUCAUGCCACAGCCACUAUGUUUGUCACAAGUGUCACCACAGCCUCGGCACUCUAUGCGAGUACCAUAAGUGACAUCACAGCAGUUAAAUGUUUCGGCAUCUUCGCUGGCACAGCUAUACUUAUGAAUUUUAUUCUAACACUGACACUCAUGCCAGCAUUUAUAGUUCUGCAGCACAAAGUGUCCCCGUUGAUCUGUUCGACCGAAGGUAGUCAAGAUGAUGACCCAAGAAACUCCAAACCAAGACAGAGGUCAUGCCGACAGACACUGGUCGAUUUCGCCAGCAAGCUCUUUGAAGAAGCACUACCUUCAUUUGUCUUCAAGCUCAGAUACUUAUGGGCGAUUAUAUUCCUUCUUCUAGGCGCUGGGGGCGCUGUGGUUAUAUUCUACAAACCUGGCCUCCAAUUACCCAGCGCUGGAGAAAACCAGCUCUUCAUCAUCUCACAUCCUUUUGAACAAUAUGACUUCAUAUAUAAGGAACAGUUUGCAUUUUCACUGAAGAACAGACCGUAUGUUCCUGCAUACAUUGUGUGGGGCGUGGAAGCACUCGACAAUGGCGACUGGUGGGAUCCAGACGAUGGAGGGCGUUUUACACCCCAAGAAAGUUUUACAUUUUCCAGCCCGUCCGAUCAACAAUGGCUUCUUAAUUUUUGCCAUGACAUGCAGAACCAGUCUUUCUUUAACUCAAACGGUCCAUACAGUUGUUUCAUUGAGAAUGUUAAGAUCUUAAUGGAACUUCCUUGUAUGGCUGACCCUGUGACUGGGCAAGAUGCAACUCCUUGCUGUGGACAUUCAAUCUUCCCUUACUCCCCAUCCGUCUUUAGAACUUGCCUUGAUCGCUUCCACAGCACCGGCCUCGUCCCAAGUGUCAGAUUCAAAAAAAGCAACUCCACUGUUGGUGUCAUUGCUCUACCCUUCACAAUGAGUUACAAGCAAAGCCUCCUGUACACGCUCAACGAAGAGCUGUGGACACAGGCAAACACGUGGGUUGAAUUCCAACUCAAAACAGCCCCCGGGGCCCUCCAAAACGGUUGGUUCAUUCCUUAUACAUAUGACAUUGCCUUCUAUGAUCUUCAGAGAAGUUUGGCCUCUGGGACAACCAUGUCUAUGCUUGUCACUCUCGGCAUUGGAUCUGUUAUUCUACUGUUCUCAAUACAAAACAUCAUACUGACUGUAAAUGCAAUGCUUACCAUCACAUGUGCGGUUUUUGUUACUGUUGGUACGCUAGUGUUACUUGGUUGGGAGUUGAAUAUUGUUGAAUCAACUGUUAUAACUCUAUCCGUUGGGUUGUCGGUUGACUUUACCAUUCAUUAUGGUGUUGCGUAUAGAAUGGCGCCUCAUGAUGACCGUAAGGGGCGCACUCUAUACUUCCUUUCGACAAUGUCAGGCGCCAUCUCAGUGGCUGCACUUUCAAGUUUCGUGGCUGGUGCCUUGGUCAUGCCGGCUACCGUUUACGGAUACACCCAAUUCGGAAUCUUCUUCAUGAUUGUUAUGAGCACCAGUUGGACAUACAGCACAUUCUUAUUUGGGUCCCUCUGCUAUAUCAUAGGUCCACAAAAAUCCACAGGCGAUAUACCUUGCUCGUCAUGUUGCGACUGCUUCGGGUACAGUGGUAGUCGCACCUCAGCGCCAGUCGAUCAAGAAAUGCAGGUUCAGGAGUUUUAUAGUCCCAGCGAGCGCCCUCUCGCGAGAGAAAGUAUCAGCACUAUCACCAGGGGUAGGUUUCUACCCAUCCAAAGCCCAGACAGCGUCAUGAAACAUUUAGAGGGACACAUAACAACUGCUAACUGGAAAGAGAGUAAUAGAGAGACUUACUUCCCAAAUAAUAAUAACUGGCCCUCUACGGUGAGUAAACCAAAAGCAGGGGGAUACUUGGAGCAAUCUUCUUCAGUUAUUUGUAGCCCGAAGCGAUCGAGACACCCUGACCACUAUGGCACAGAUAUACAUUAUAACUAUAACGAGGUUCAUUUUAAUCCAGUUUAUAAUAUAAAUAUGAGAUAAAUUUGUUAAAAGUCAUUCUCGAUGUGUUUUUAAACUUUUACGUUGCAUUAUUUGUCAUCAAUUUUGGUAAACAUAGGCACUGGAUGGACGCGUUUUGGUAAUAAUUGACCAGUUUUCUCAGUUGGUGUUACUCAACAUAAAAAGAAUUCAUAACCCAACAAGGUUACUGUACCUAAUAUAACGAGGCCGCAAAAAUCCGGCCUCGUUGUCGUUGAUACCUCGAAAAGCCAUGCUUCGACCCCACGGUAUCAAUUACUGUUAUGUACCGUGCGGUACAGUAUCUACAUCUACAUGUAUACAGUUCUUGAAUUCUAAGCGGGCCAGUGCUUUCGUAAAGAGCCUUGGGACAAGGCUACUCAGCACCAUGUCUUCCGUGCGCUCCUGAUUUUCUGCAAUUAUCUAAAAAACUAAAAACAAAACGCGUUCAGCUUUUGAAAUGUCCACAGGUUAGUUUGAUUGUAUUUAUAAUCUAAAUAAUAUUAUUUAUAAAGGACUAAGACAAUCAAACUUUUAAAACAAAUUGAAGCUUUUCAAUUUUUCUUAAAACCAUGGGUCAGCACGUGUACAUUUCAGCUUUAGUACGAGUGACUAUUAGUAGGCCCCCGUCACAAGCUAAUGCAGUUUAUUAGGCUUGCAACUGUUUGACAUCAUUCAUAACAUAUCCUUGUUGCGUCCUCCAACGUGCAGCUCUAGCCCUAUAAAUAUAGUAUUUUUAAAUUAAUUUGCCAAAUUAAUUAUGAUAAAUAAUUGUGAAAAACUUGCAUUGCAAUAGAAACCAUUAUGGAAAUAACUUGAAUCAAUCAUAAGUUGAUCAUUUGAAGCUUGCCGUUCAGGACAAUGAUGGAGGACACACCAAGAAUGGAGGACAGGAUAACAGCAGUUUUAA
Molecule: messenger RNA, 4448 nt
Organism: Asterias rubens (European starfish)
Lineage: Eukaryota; Metazoa; Echinodermata; Asteroidea; Forcipulatida; Asteriidae
Product: protein dispatched homolog 1-like
Exons: 4
Coding region: 218-3562 (1114 amino acids)
Cellular component (GO): membrane
Source: RefSeq, a predicted model, not a curated record